AUGGUUUCUACACGGUCAAAAACUAUGGCUGGUAUAAGUGUAAGUGGGCAAGUUGAGCCCUCCAAAAAGGAUGUGUCUGUACAGACCCAUCUAUGCCCAGAGUGUUUGAGCUUAUUGGUGGCUUCAGGGAGUGUUGUGGAGGAGAUCUGCCUGUGGUGUGAACAGGUGAACGACCUCCUUUCACUGGUGGCUGAGCUUAGGGAGGAAGUUGAAAGGUUAAGGAGUAUCAGGGAAAGUGAAAGGGAAAUAGACUGGUGGAGUUCAGCCCUUACAUCUUUAAGGGAGGCCUCUGACCGAGAGACUGAGGACUUAUAUGCCUCCCGCUCUCAGGCAAUAGAAGGGCACCUGGUGGAUGAAGAGGAGUGGAAAUUGGUCCCCAUUUGGGGAGGUAAUAACAAAAACUCCUCCCCAUCCCCAUCAUCCAGCCAGGUACCACUACAAAAUAGGUAUGAGGUCCUAGAACUAGAGACCCAACUAGAUGAUUUAGAAGAAAACUGUCUGCCCAGUGAGCCCCCCAAUUAUGAUUCAUCUGUAAGAUGGAUCACUACCUCUAACAUCAAGAACAAAAGAAGGGUAAUCGUUGUAGGUGGUUCCCUUCUGAAGGGAACUGAGGGCCCCAUUUGUCGACCAGACCCAUCCCACAGGGAGACUUUUGAUGUCGUAGAAAUUGAAACUAAGGAAGACGGAGUUGAAUGUCUAUGGGUAAGAAUUAAGGGGAAGGCCAACAAGGCUGAUACCCUACUGGGAGUCUGUUAUCGUCCACCCAGCCAGGAAAAAGAGGUAGAUGACUUAUUCUACAAGCAGCUAGGUAAUGUUUCAGGAUCAUCAGCCCUUGUUCUUGUAGGUGACUUCAACCUACCAGCCAUCUGCUGGGAACUUAAUGCAGCAGUAGAGAAGCAGUCCAGGAAAUUCUUAGAGGGUGUGGAGGACAACUUUUUGUUGCAGCUGGUGGGUGAACCCACCAGGAAAAAAAUUAGGGAGGCCAAAGCUCAGUUUGAACUUAGAAUGGCGACUUCUGUAAAGGAUAAUAAAAAAUGUUUUUACAAAUACAUUAAUGCUAGAAGGAAAGGCAAGACCAGCCUUAGUUCUUUAUUGGACAAGGGAGGAAAAGUAUCUGGAGAUGAGGAGAAAGCAGAAGUGCUUAAUGCCUACUUUGCCUCAGUUUUUAGUGAGAAGAUGACUUGCCUUCAAGAUACCUGUCUGCCUGGGCUGGUUGAUGGUGUCAGGGAGCAGAAUGGUCCCCCCAUUAUCCAAGAGGAGAGAGUCAAAGAACUACUGAGCUGCUUGGAUGUUCAUAAAUCUAUGGGACCUGGCGGGAUCCACCCCAGGGUAAUGAGAGAGCUGGCAGAUGAGCUUACAAAGCCACUCUCCAUCAUUUACCAACAGUCCUGGCUCACUGGUGAGGUUCUGGAUGACUGGAAGCUGGCCAAUGUGACACCCAUUCACAAAAAGAGUGCAAAGGAGGAUCCUGGUAAUUAUAGACCAGUCAGCCUGACCUCAGUACCUGGCAAAAUAAUGGAACAGUUUCUAUUAAGUGCCAUCAUGCAGAAUUUACAGGAUGGCCAGGGUAUCAGACCCAGUCAGCAUGGGUUUAGAAGGGGUAGGUCGUGUUUAACCAACCUGGUCACCUUUUAUGACCAGGUAACCCGCCUAGUGGAUGCAGGGAAGGCUGUAGAUGUUGUGUAUUGUUUCAGCAAGGUCUUUGACACUGUCUCCCACAGCAUACUCCUAGAUAAGCUGGCAGCCCGUGGCUUGGACAAGAGCACUCUUUGCUGGGUUAGGACCUGGCUGCAUGGCCAGGCCCAGAGAGUGGUGGUGAAUGGUGUUGCAUCCAGCUGGUGGCCAGUCACCAGUGGUGUCCCUCAGGGGUCUGUGCUGGGGCAAGUUCUGUUUAAUAUUUUCAUUGAUGAUAUGGAUGAGGGUUUGGAGUCUUUCAUUAGUAAAUUUGCAGAUGACACUAAGCUGGGAGCGUGUGUCAAACUGUUAGAGGGACGGAGGGCUUUGCAGAGGGACUUGGAAUGGUUGGAUGGAUGGGCAGAAUCUAAUGGGAUGAAGUUCAAUAAGUCCAAGUAACAAGUCCUGCACUUUGGCCACAAUAACCCCCUGCAACGUUAUAGGCUGGGGACAGCGUGGCUGGACAGUGCCCAGGCAGAAAGGGACCUGGGGGUGCUGGUUGACAGUCGGCUGAACAUGAGCCACCAGUGUGCCCAGGUGGCCAAGAAGGCUAAUGGCAUCCUGACCAGUAUCAGGAAUAGUGUGGCCAGCAGGAGCAGGGAGGUCAUUCUUCCCCUGUACUCGGCACUGGUGAGGCCACACCUAGAGUGCUGUGUCCAGUUCUGGGCCCCUCAGUUUAGGAGGGACGUUGAGAUGCUUGAGCGUGUCCAAAGGAGAGCAAUGAGGCUGGUGAGGGGCUUGGAACACAAGCCAUAUGAGGAACGACUGAGGGAGCUGGGAUUGUUUAGCCUGGAGAAAAGGAGACUCAGAGGUGACCUUAUCACUCUCUUCAACUUCCCGAAGGGUGGCUGUGGUGAGCUGGGGGUCGGUCUCUUUCUCCGGGCAACAACAGACAGAACAAGAGGACACAGUCUCAAGCUGCGCCAAAGGAGAUAUAGGCUGGACUUAAGGAGGAAGUUUUUCACAGAAAGCGUGGUCAAAUACUGGAAUCAUCUGCCCAGGGAGCAAUUUGCAUCUGCUGUUCCUCAGCCUUCAGCAAUCCCACAACAAAAGGGUUGUCUGAAAAACCAGGCAAAUUGCAGUGAUAGCCUUGAUGGUGGCCCUGAAGUUUACCCUUGUGAUGGUUCUGCUUCUUCCUCCUCUUUGCUCUCCCAGUCCUCCUUGACUGUUUUUGCCAAAGCUGGUUUGCCCGGUGACGUUCAUGUACUUUUCAGUUUCUCUGCACCUGUUGAUUCCGUUCCAGGGGUUUCAGUGGCAGCGCCGGUCGCUGGCGUUGGAGCAGCCUCAGUGUCUGUCACGGUGGUGGGGCCAGCUGCAGCCCUGCUGCCAUCUCAUUGUCAGGUCCAGAGACCCUCCUGA
Passer domesticus (house sparrow) is the source of this 3033-nucleotide messenger RNA. RefSeq lists its product as uncharacterized. Gene Ontology annotation, biological process: larval heart development; cell adhesion involved in heart morphogenesis. The record is from RefSeq and is a predicted model, not a curated record. Gene Ontology annotation, cellular component: extracellular matrix. NCBI's taxonomy places the organism in Eukaryota, Metazoa, Chordata, Aves, Passeriformes, Passeridae.